AGUUCUAAUCAACUCGCCCGGGAGCCCGAAGGUCCGUCUCGCAGAGCAGCUCAGCGGUUGAGAUUGAAGGCGACGCAACCUUCCCUCUCCAUCACUCAAUCUCAGUGCCUCUUGAUCCAUCCGCUCUGCCCCGAACGUGAAAACUGAUCCAUCCAUCCGCUCACCCGAAAGGCUCCUGAUUUCGUGCCGUCAAAGGAAACUUCAAAAUGCCAAGCUACACUCGUCAACAGUAUCUCACACUCAUUGUGUUCGCCGUCGCCGACUUCUGCAACGCCGUCUGCGUUUCUCUACAGGCGCCGUUUUACCCCAUGAUGGCCGAAUCUAAGGGCGCCUCAGCUACUCAAUAUGGGUUUGUGUUUGGGGUGUUCGAACUGGUUGUGUUCAUCGCCAGCCCCAUCUACGGUAACUACAUCAACCAAAUCGGUCCCAAGUUCAUGUUCAACGCGGGCAUCUUCACCACGGCUACCACCUGCAUUCUGUUCGGUUUCCUCGACCGCAUCACUGACACCGAUAUUUUCAUCGGCUUCUCCUUCGCCAUCAGGAUCAUCGAGGCCAUGGGCAAUGCGGGAUUCCUAACGGCCUCCUUCAGCAUCAUUGCGAAAGAAUUCCCCGAAAACGUCGGAGCUACUUUCGCCUCACUGGAAACUUGCUAUGGUUUGGGGAUGAUCGCGGGUCCCACCGUCGGAGGCGCCCUCUUUGAAGUAGGCGGGUACACCCUGCCCUUCGUCAGUCUGGGAGGAACUCUGAUCGCCGCUGCGACCCUGACUUACUGUAUCCUGCCCAGCCACAGCGACUUCGGCGGAGAGAAGGAAUCCUCCGGCAACAUCCUCCAGUUAGUCAAGGUGCCCUCCAUCGCUCUCGCUGCUUACGCCAUCAUAGCGUCCUCCAUCAGCAUCGGCUUCCUUCAGGCAACUCUCGAACCCCACCUGAGGUCCUUCGAACUCUCGCCCUUGCAGCUGGGUUUCAUGUUCAUCCUGAAUGGCGCGACUUACGGGAUCUUCGCACCGCUUUGGGGGUGGCUCUGCGAUAAGCAUAUCAAUCCUACAAUUGUGGUCAUCUUCGGCGCCUUCGUCAUCGUCACGUCUUUCCUGAUGGUGGGGCCAGCUCCCUUCCUCCCCAUCGGCCCCAUUACCAUCCCCGUCUGCAUCGUAGCCCUCAUCCUUCAUGGCAUCGGAUUCGGUGCCGAGUUGGUCGCCACCUUUACCAGUGCCCACAGAGACGCUGUUGCUAACGGCUUCCCCGAUGAUAUCCAAACCUACGGCAUGGUAUCGGGCAUGUGGGCCUCGACCUUUGCUCUGGGGGCUUUCAUUGGCCCUUCCGCUGCCGGCGCACUGUUUGACCACAUAGGCUUCGAGUGGGCCACGCAGUUCGUCGUAGGUCUACACGUUCUGGUGGCGGUGGCAUUCAUCACGAAUUUGUGCUGUAGCAAAAAGACGACUCACGAGGGACUUUAUACCAAGAUUCACAACAGCUUGGCAGCAACCGACGCAGAGAAGGCGUGUCUCAUCACGACCAGCGGGCCAAAGCCCAGAAUCAGUCCUCAGGUGUCCAUCGCCGAUUCUUCGUACAACAGCGGCGUAUCCGAUUCCUCUCACGAGUAUUACGUGUCCUGAUGUCCAAAUCCUACGUAGUCAAUCAGCUGGUGCAGCUAUAGUGUCCCUACCAGGAUGUAAUGCAGUCUCGGGUCGGCCGGGUUGCUGCUAGUUAUCGUGGCGUAGGAGUUUAGUCAAUUGGCGCUCGAAGGAGCUGUUUAGGUCCCCUUGUAGCUUUCCUCCAUGGCCCUGCCUGCCUUGCCAUUCUAAGCAAGUUAUUGUUGUUAUUAUUAUUAUAUUAUUUUUAUAAUAUUUUUAUUCGCAUUGGUCAAAUACUUUGAACAUAGUAAACUUAUAUUUUCAUUUUGAUCUUGUAAGGCAAUUUAAAACUGUAUUUAAAUUUCCAUUACGAAUGUGAGGUCGAAAUGUGAUAUCGUGUAUGCAAACAAAUGCAUGCAUUUGUGUUGCAGACACGGUUGUACUGUUCCUUUGAUAUUUGCUCAGGUAGCAUAACAGAGAAGUGUUGUUGGUGACUGUUUUUACGAUGAUUAUAACACGAAAGAAUGACGACGAAAUAAAAGAAAUUUUGUUAAA
Macrobrachium nipponense is the source of this 2126-nucleotide messenger RNA. Its product is annotated as MFS-type transporter SLC18B1-like. Gene Ontology annotation, biological process: transmembrane transport. Bases 207 to 1613 code for a protein of 468 amino acids. The transcript has a single exon. The record is from RefSeq and is a predicted model, not a curated record. NCBI's taxonomy places the organism in Eukaryota, Metazoa, Arthropoda, Malacostraca, Decapoda, Palaemonidae. Gene Ontology annotation, molecular function: transmembrane transporter activity.